CACAUCAUGUCAACACUAUCUGAUAUUAAUAAUUUUUUUGAUCUUGAUGAGGAAAUCCAAGAAAUCAACAUGGAUUUAGAUGAUGAUAAUAUAGAUUAUAUACUUAAUUCUAUUUUAGAUAUGACAGAUAGAGUUGGUCAUAUAUAG
Molecule: messenger RNA, 147 nt
Organism: Cetraspora pellucida
Lineage: Eukaryota; Fungi; Glomeromycota; Glomeromycetes; Diversisporales; Gigasporaceae
Source: the annotation of a GenBank genome assembly